Solanum lycopersicum (tomato) is the source of this 1092-nucleotide messenger RNA. RefSeq lists its product as uncharacterized. Lineage: Eukaryota; Viridiplantae; Streptophyta; Magnoliopsida; Solanales; Solanaceae. The record is from RefSeq and is a predicted model, not a curated record. Gene Ontology annotation, molecular function: nucleic acid binding; zinc ion binding.
AUGGAGGUUCAAGGAACUGCUUCAGGAACUUCCAUACCAGCUUCUUCUUUAGAUCAUCUCCAUCCACUGUAUAUGUAUCCAUCAGAUUCACCUGGAUCGUUGAAUGUUGGGAUCUUACUCACUGGAAGUGAUAACUAUACCUUAUGGAGUACGGCUAUGGAGUUAGCUUUGCUUGGAAAGAAUAAGGUUGGAUUUAUCAAUGGAAAAGUGAAGAAGACCCAGUUCACAGGGGAUUUGAUUCGACUUUGGGAUCGCUGUAAUGCUAUAGUUGUUUCGUGGAUAUUGUGCAAUGUAAGUAAAGAUCUUCAUAGUGGAGUUCUUUAUUGCUCAGAUUCAUACUUGAUUUGGGAAGAUCUUAAGGAGAGGUUUAACAAGGUAAAUAGCUCUCGUAGUUUUCAGUUGCAUAAGGAGAUUUUUAGUCUUGUUCAAGGUGUCUCGUCUGUGUCAUUGUAUUACUCUAGACUGAAGGAUUUGUGGGAUGAAUAUGAUUCUAUAAUGCCUCCUCCAACUUGUACAUGUUCUAGAUCUAAAGAAUUUUUUGAGCAAUCACAACAUCAGAGAAUGUUGCAAUUUCUAAUGGGGCUUAAUGACAAUUAUAGUCAGGCUAGAAGUCAAAUUAUGUUAAUGUCACAACUUCCUAGCAUCAAUCAAGACUAUGCUAUGGUUAAUCAAGAUGAAAGUCAAAGAAUGGUAGCUGGAUCAAGUAGAGUAAUGUCUGAUAUGGUUCCUACUGCAAUGUUUACAUCUAAUUCUGGUCCUGGUAGUCAUAAACCUAGGAGAUCUUAUAAUCCAAAUGCCUUUUGUGAUUACUGCAACAUCAAAGGUCACAUGAGGAGUGAUUGUAAUAAACUUCUGAAAUGUGAUUUCUGUCACAAAACUGGUCAUCUUAAGAGUAACUGCUAUAAAAUGAUUGGAUAUCCUGCUGAUUACAAAGGUAAAAGGGAUACAAUUGUUGCUGGGAAUUCUAUCUAUAAUGCAGGACAUGUAUCUCAACAGUAUCAAUGUGAUAAGACAGAAUCAAUUCAAUCAUCUUACAAUCCUCACAUGCCUCAGAUGAUGCAGUCAUCAUAUUCUAAUCAGAUGCAAGUGUAG